Molecule: messenger RNA, 3025 nt
Organism: Hibiscus syriacus
Lineage: Eukaryota; Viridiplantae; Streptophyta; Magnoliopsida; Malvales; Malvaceae
Product: RNA-binding protein 28-like
Molecular function (GO): RNA binding
Source: RefSeq, a predicted model, not a curated record
UUGGGUUCUAGGUUCGAAAGUUUUCCAUUCCACUUCCUCCGCAGCCAAACCAUCCAUCAAUGGGGAAAAACAAGAGGUUCGACAAAAGACCCGAAUCCGAACACUCACCUUCCACCGUCUUCGUCACCAACUUGCCUUACUCUUUCACCAACUCUCAGCUUGAAGAAACAUUUAGCGAUGUCGGUCCGAUUAGGCGUUGUUUUAUGGUUACAAAGAAAGGGUCAACUGAACAUCGUGGCUUCGCUUUCGUUCAAUUUGCUGUUGCUGAAGAUGCCAACCGUGCUAUUGAGUUGAAGAAUGGUUCUUCUGUAGGAGGUCGAAAAAUUGCAGUUAAAUAUGCAAUGCACCGUGCUCCAUUGGAGCAACGGCGGUCAAAGACAACCCAAGAUGAUGCGACCAAUACAAAGAAUGACGAUGGUUGUCUUACCUCAACUGUAGAAGAGCAUGGUUCGAGCCUGCCGAAAUUAGAGAAACCUGUGCAACCUAGAAAGUCAGCAACACUUUGUUCUGAUCUAGUUGAUAAAGGGAAUUGCUCAGAGAAGCAGAGGGUUGCUAGGACUGUUAUAUUUGGCGGUCUUCAUAAUGCUGGGAUGGCUGAAGAUGUCCAUCGACGUGCAAAGGAGAUUGGCACUGUCUGUGCUGUAACCUAUCCUGUUCCAAUAGAGGAGCUUAAACAACAUGGUCUUGCACAAGAUGGAUGCAAAAUGGAUGCUUCAGCAGUGCUUUUCACAAGCGUCAAAUUGGCUCGUAAUGCUGUGGCAAUGUUACACCAGAAAGAGAUACAUGGAGGCAUUGUUUGGGCACGCCAGCUGGGUGGUGAGGGCUCUAAGACUCAAAAGUGGAAGCUAAUUAUCAGAAAUCUUCCUUUCAAGGCUAAGUUAAAUGAGAUAAAGGAUAUGUUUUUAGCAGCAGGGUUUGUCUGGGAUGUAUUUAUUCCACAAAAUUCUGAAACGGGGUUAUCCAAGGGUUUUGCUUUUGUCAAAUUCACAUCUAAACAGGAUGCAGAAAAUGCCAUUCAAAAGUUCAAUGGGAAUUUUUUUUGUAAAAGACCAAUAGCUGUUGAUUGGGCUGUUCCGAAGAAACUUUACAGUGCCGGCGCUAAUUCUGUUGUUGCUUCAGAUGAUGGGCAGCUGAAUAAAAUUGACAAGGAAAGUGAUACUGAUAGUAGUAGUAUCGAUAUGGAAGAUGAAGGUGGGGACAAUGAUAGUGAUGAUGGUAUUGCUUCAAAUGACUCGAAUAUAUCAGAGAUGGAAAGGACACCAAUUGUACUGGAUUUUGAUAAGGAAGUAGACAUUGCGAGGAAAGUGCUGAAUAGCUUGGUGACAUCCUCUUCUAAGGAUUCUCUUCCUCUCCAAGAUGAUGCCAUUAUGCCCAACGGGAAAGACGAGAUGAAUGUAGAUGAAACCAUCGAUGUGCAAGAUAAGUUACCUGUUGAAUCUGCAAUAGAACCAGAUGUGAUUAAACCUGAAAAAUCUGGCAAAAACAAAGAAACUGAUGGCGAAGAUGAGUUGCAGAGAACAAUUUUCAUAAGCAACCUUCCAUUUGACAUCGACAAUAAAGAAGUGAAAGAAAGGUUCUCUGCCUUUGGUGCAGUGCAAUCCUUUAUUCCCGUCCUCCAUCCAGUUACCAAGCGACCGAGAGGAACUGGUUUUCUCAAGUUUAAAACUAUAGAUUCUGCUGUUGCAGCAGUUUUAGCAGCAAAUGCUGCAUUUGGUUUGGGUAUUUUUCAAGGUAGGCAGCUCAAAGUGUUGAAGGCAUUGGAUCGGAAAUCAGCACAUAAUAAAGAAUUGGAGAGGGCUAAAGCUGAGGAACAUGACCAGCGCAACCUGUACUUGGCAAAGGAAGGACUUAUAGUUGAGGGGACACCAGCAGCUAAAGAUGUUUUGUCCAGUGAAAUGGAAAAACGCAAAAUGUUACAUGAAAAAAAGAUGACCAAGCUCAAAUCCCCGAAUUUCCAUGUUUCGAGGACAAGACUUGUUAUAUAUAAUUUGCCGAAGUCCAUGACUGAAAAUGAAUUGAAACAACUUUGUAUUGAUGCAGUUACCUCACGAGCUACAAAGCAAAAACCUGUAAUACGACAGAUCAAGUUCUUGAAAACUGUGAAGAAGGGAAAGAUUGUUGUUAAAAAUCAGUCGCGUGGGGUUGCCUUUGUCGAGUUUACGGAACAUCAGCAUGCACUUGUUGCUUUGAGGGUUCUCAACAAUAAUCCAGAAACAUUUGGUCCAGAGCAUCGCCCAAUAGUGGAGUUUUCCAUCGAUAAUGUGCAGACAUUGAAGCUGAGGAAAGCCAAGAUACAAGCUCAGCAUCAAGACGCUAGUGAUAAUUUGAACAAUGCACAGCAAAAAGAAAAAUCACAUCCAUUCGACGAUCAGCCUAACAAAUCACGGAAACGGAAAUCUAGAGAUGAGAAAAGGGCAACGAAGCAUUCAGAGUUGAACAAGGCUGAGAUGGAAAACAGAGUUGCAACUGGAGAAGGCCAAGCUAGUAAGAAGCCAAAGCAUAAACUGACCGGUGAAAAGACAAAACCAUCUUGGAAAGAAAAUUUGGAAGGCUCCAAUCAGAAGGUGAAAGGAUCAAAUCAUAAACCCGGUCGCAAAGCCGGCCAAAAGUCUGUUGUUGGAAGUUCUGUAAAGGUAGAAACAAAUGUUAAGGAAACCCGCAAAUUAAAGUCGAAAGAGGUGGAAGCAAUUCCUCAGCCAAAAGAGAGGACGCGACAAGUGCAUGCAAAGCGGGAGGAGGGAGAGGCGAAUUCAAAAGGAAAACGGCCAAGAAGGAAUAAAGAUCCAUCAGGGAGAGAUGUGGUGGAUAAACUCGAUAUGCUAAUCGAACAAUACAGAUCAAAGUUCUCUCGGCCAAAAUCGACACCCGAGGCUGAAAAACAAUGUUCUAAGAAGCUUAGAAGGUGGUUUCAAGAUUAAUACCAUUAACAGGUUAUGAAUAAUUUUUAGCAUAUCUUAAUCAUAUCCAUCUUUUAGGGUAAAAUGAGAGUAUUAGAUGAGCAUUUUGAUGUUAACGCAAUUGCCAU